AUGCCAGGCUUGAGCGCCGUGAGAGUUGGUCCCGUUGAACAGCCUGCCAAAAGUGCCGUCAUCUUUUUGCAUGGUAUCGGUGACAGUGGAGCAGGGUGGGCCUUCUUUGCAGAAACGCUGACACGAGACACUGCAUUCAGCCAGACAAGGUUUAUUUUCCCAAACGCUCCGAUCACGAAUAUCGUGGCAAAUGGCAACAACCCGAUGCCCGCUUGGUUCGAUGUCUAUGACUGGAACGAUCUUCAUGCGAAACAGGACACUGUCGGAUUUCUAAAGUCUCUGGAGCAGGUCAAAGCUUUUGUCAAGGAACAAAUGGACCUUGGGAUUGAUCCGAAAAACAUUGUGGUGGGGGGUUUUUCGCAAGGUGCAGCGUUGGCGCUGGCUUCGGCCCUGGUCCUUCCGGUCAAAAUUGGUGGAAUCGUCGCUUUGUCGGGUAUGGCCAGCGCUAACAUUGAUUUUCUCACAGGCCGGAAUAGUUUGAACCGUGAGACACCAGUUUUCCACGGUCACGGUGAUGCAGACCCCGUCGUUCCGCUUGCACUGGGCAAACAGGCUCGUGCGUUGUAUUCAGACACAUGUGGACUACAGAGUUACGAGUUUCAUGAAUAUCCUGGCUUGGCUCACAGUUCGUGUCCCGAAGAGAUCUUGGACACAACUGCGUUUAUCAAGAAGACAAUUGCGUGA
Molecule: messenger RNA, 684 nt
Organism: Lachancea mirantina
Lineage: Eukaryota; Fungi; Ascomycota; Saccharomycetes; Saccharomycetales; Saccharomycetaceae
Source: the annotation of a GenBank genome assembly